This is a messenger RNA of Elaeis guineensis (African oil palm), 2173 nucleotides long. Its product is annotated as protein JINGUBANG. NCBI's taxonomy places the organism in Eukaryota, Viridiplantae, Streptophyta, Magnoliopsida, Arecales, Arecaceae. The record is from RefSeq and is a predicted model, not a curated record. Gene Ontology annotation, molecular function: protein binding.
AUGAGCCUACCGCGCCCGUCCCCACCAAUCUUCUCCGCUUCGUCUCCACCUUCCUUCAGAUCUAAGUUUUCUCCGUACACGUGUCUCUCGCCCGCCACGGACCACUUCUCCACUUUUCGCCGCCCUCGCCUCUAUAUAUACCCUCCCAUCCCUACUUUUAAAGCCAACGGGAGAGUUCUCUCCGUGGUACAGACUUCCUCUCUUCUCAUUGCUCCGCUUCUUGCUCCGCUCCUAUUCGACGAAAUCUCCAUGCGAGACCUGAAAGCAUCGUCCCCCGCGGCGGCGCCGAAUGGCCCGCCGUCGCGAGACCUGAAAGCAUCGUCCCCCGCGGCGCCGAAUAGCCCGCCGUCGCGAUACUCCAAGCUCUCCAACUUCCUCCGCUCCGACCCUAUCACCCAAUCCAACAGUGAGGACGAACUCCCCACCCCCACCGCCACCUCCGCCACCGCCAGCCCCGCCCACCUCUCCGACCAUAACCCCACCAGCGCCACCAGCUCCCCGUAUACUCUCUCCCCCUGGAACCCCUCGGCGUCCCCCUUUGCGAAGUCCCCCUGGACCCAUUUCGUCCAGCCCUCCGACGACCCCCAGUCCUUCGGCCUCCUCGGCUCCCUCGUCCGCGAGGAGGGCCACGUGUACUCCCUCGCCACCGCCGGCGACCUCCUCUACACCGGCUCCGACAGCAAGAACAUCCGUGUCUGGAAGGGCAGCCGCGAGUUCGGUGGAUUCAAGUCCGGCAGCGGCCUCGUUAAGGCCAUCGUCAUCUCCGGCGAAAAGAUCUUCACCGGCCACCAGGACGGCAAGAUCCGCAUCUGGAAAAUUUCCCCCAAAAACCCCGCCGUCCACAAGCGCAUCGGCACCCUUCCGAGUCUCAAAGACUUCCUCAAAAGCUCCAUCAACCCCUCUAACUACGUUGAGGUCCGGCGGCACCGGAACGCCGUCUGGCUGCGCCAUUUCGACGCGGUUUCUUGCCUCGCCCUCGACGAGGACGCGGGGCUCCUCUACUCCGGCUCCUGGGAUAAAACCCUAAAAGUCUGGAGAAUUUCCGACUCCAAGUGCUUGGAAUCGAUCCAUGCCCACGAGGACGCCAUCAAUGCGGUGGCGGCGGCGGGGUUCGACGGGCUGGUGUUCACCGGUUCCGCCGACGGGACGGUGAAGGUGUGGCGGCGGGAGUGGGUAAAGAGGGGCGGCGCCACCCGGCACGUGGCGGUGCAGACGCUGCUCCGGCAGGAGAGCGCCAUGACGGCGCUGACGGUGGCGCCGGCGUCGGGGAGGACCGUGUACUGCGGGUCGUCGGACGGGCUGGUGAACUUCUGGGAGGACGUCGGCGAAGGCCGGCGGCUUGUUCACGGUGGGGUGCUCCGCGGGCACAAGAUGGCGGUGCUGUGCCUCGCGGCGGCCGGAAGCUUGGUGGUGAGCGGGUCGGCGGAUAAGACGCUGUGCGUGUGGCGAAGGGAGAAGGACGGGGCCCACACAAAGCUCGCGUUACUGGACGGCCACGCGGGGCCCAUCAAGUGCGUGGCCAUGGAGGAGGACCGGAGCGGUGGGCCCGCGGGCCCUCGGUGGGUAGUGUACAGCGGGAGCUUGGACAACUCCGUCAAGGUGUGGCGGGUGCCGGAGCGAGCAUCCGAGGCGGUCGUGCGGAAGCCGCAGCACGUGCGGCUCGGAUCCGAGGCGAAGCUCGGGCAGUCGCCCCCGCACGUGCGAGGGGAGAGCGGGACGUACCGGCGGAGCAACGGCACUGGCGGGGCUGGGAAGGGCUACGCUUCGGCGGUGGUCUCGGAGUUGAAAGGGAGGAGGGCCAGCGUGCGAGCUGCCUCUUGAGCACGUGCUGGAUCUGGUUCCGUGGUAUGGGAAAGGUUGAACAAGAUGUAUAUACGAGCCGGAGGUGGUUAGUCUUUGAUGUACAGAAUAACGGAGAGUAAUACAUGGUUGUAAUAUGUGUGUAACCGUGUGCGGGUAAAGCACUAAAGCUUCUUCGACGAGAGUGGGUUGAUGAGUUGAUGUUAAAGAGGUGUGAAUUGCUAGAACGGUGUGGAUUGUUAGAAAGGUGUGGUAGAGAGAUGAUGCGUGUACUGAAUAGUAGAGAUUUGUAUACAUGGUUAGGCGUUUUGAUAGAUUUAAGCUUGUAUUGUGAAGUUGCAAGCAAAAUCUUCCCUAAAAAAAAAGUUUUCUA